AUGUUCGGCUGUUGUAUACCUCGGGAUCAAUCAAAACGAACGAACAAAAGGAUUAAUGCAUCAUUAGAACGAGAUAGAAAAGAAAUGCAUGCUGAAUCGAAAUUACUUUUACUUGGUGCGGGAGAAUCUGGAAAGAGUACAGUAGUAAAGCAAAUGAAAAUCAUUUUUAAUGAAAAUGGUUAUACGACAGAAGAAUGUCUUCGUUUUAAACCUGUCAUUUUUUCUAAUACAAUUCAAUCAAUGUUAGCAAUUUUACAAGCAAUGAAUCGAUUAGAGAUAUCAUUCGCGAAUCCUAUUCGACAGAAAGAUGCUGAACUUGUUUUUGCUCAUAUUCAAUUAGAAGCUAAUCAUGAAAGAUUACCAGCAAAUAUUGGUAAAGCUAUGCAAGCAUUAUGGAAUGAUCAUGGUGUUCAAAGUUGUUUUUUACGUGCUCGUGAAUAUCAUCUUAAUGAUUCAGCAGCUUACUAUUUUAAUUCACUUGAUCGACUUAUACAAUCUGAUUAUAUUCCUACGCAACAAGAUGUUUUACGUACUCGUGUUAAAACAACCGGUAUUGUUGAAACAACAUUUACAUUAAAAAACCAUAGAUUUCGGGUUGUUGAUGUUGGUGGUCAAAGAAGUGAACGUAAAAAAUGGAUACAUUGUUUCGAAGAUGUAACAGCUAUUAUAUUUGUUAGUGCUCUUAGUGAAUAUGAUCUUGUCUUAGUAGAAGAUGAUAGUAUCAAACGUAUGCAAGAAAGUUUACAAUUAUUUAAAUCAAUUUGUAAUAAUCGAUUUUUUCGACAAGCUGGAAUGAUUUUAUUUUUAAAUAAAAAAGAUUUAUUUGCAGAAAAAUUACGUUUUUCAUCAAUACAUAUUUGUUUUCCUGAAUAUACUGGUCCUAAUACAUAUGAAUCUUCACUACAUUAUAUUCAAGAACAAUUUGAAAAAAUGGAUUUGCGUGAAAAACAUAAUGGUCAUGAACGUGAUUUAUAUACACAUAUAACAUGUGCAACAGAUACCGAAACAAUGCAAUUUGUCUUUGCUGCUAUAUCAGAUAUGAUUAUACAAACCAAUCUUAUUAAUGCAGGAAUUUUUUGA
Molecule: messenger RNA, 1080 nt
Organism: Rotaria sp. Silwood1
Lineage: Eukaryota; Metazoa; Rotifera; Eurotatoria; Philodinida; Philodinidae
Source: the annotation of a GenBank genome assembly